This is a messenger RNA of Emiliania huxleyi CCMP1516, 2139 nucleotides long. RefSeq lists its product as hypothetical. Gene Ontology annotation, molecular function: protein binding. The transcript is spliced from 6 exons. NCBI's taxonomy places the organism in Eukaryota, Haptophyta, Isochrysidales, Noelaerhabdaceae. The coding region runs from base 1 to 2139 and encodes 712 amino acids. The record is from RefSeq and is a predicted model, not a curated record.
AUGCCCACGGUCCGCAAGCUGCGCAUCAGCACGAGACACCUCACCGAGGGGCAAAAGGUGAGGAUCCUGCUGCCGUGCAAGUGCCGCCAAGGCGAUCGCGGGCACAUCGCGAUCGUCAAAGUCGCGUGCCCUUCCAUGACCUUUGUCUGGGACGAGGAGGACUGCGCGCUCCGACUGGAAGAGAGGAAGCAGCUGACCGAGGCGCUGUGCAACGAGACGAAGAACGGCAACAGCCAGCGGGUCGCCGACCUGCUGUCGCAGGGCGCGCACGCGUUCGGCGUUGAGCGGGGGAAGCGCUCUCCGAUGCACGAGGCAGCGACGUACGCGCCCUGCCUGAUCGAGCUCCUGCUCGGCAAGGGCCCGCUCUACUUUGUCUGCUGCGCCCUGCGCGACGCCUCCGAGGGCGACAAGGCGACCCUAAUCGCGGGCGGGAGGGAGCUGCUCGCCCGCUCGCCCGACCCGCGCGCCGAGGUGAGCUACGCACAGAAGAAGGGCUACACGCCGCUGAUGGAGGCCUCGGAGAGUGGCAGCGCCGACCUCGUCGAGCCGAUGCUCGAGGCGCUCGCGGCCGCCGAGGCGCUGGGCGAGGUGGACAAGCAGGACAAGAGCGGGAUGAGCGCGUUGCACUGGGCGGCGCAGUCGGCGCCAGACGAGGAGAUCGAGAAGACGGAGGCCAGGCGGCCGCCGAGGAAGCCUCCCCCCAAGCGGCCGCACUCCGCGCUCGGCGGAUCGGCGCUUGGGCGGCGCGUCGAGGCGCGAGUUGGCGAGGGCGGCGGUGCCGGCGAGGCACGAGGCGCCGCGUCUGAGCCUGGCCCGAGUCGCGCCCGGCCGACGGCGCAGAGCAAGCUGGUGCGCCGGAGCUCGUCGCCGGUGGUGCCCCGGCCGGCGCUCGGCGAGGCGCAAGUCCGCGAGUGGCACGCGAGGGCCAUCCACACGCUGAAGCGCGCCGGGCAGGGCGAGGCGCUCGCGGCGCUCGCCAAGUUCCUGUACGACGCGGAGGCGGCCGCGCCGUCGCUGCGAGAGCUCGCUGGGGCCGGGCUGCUGAAGCCGGCUUCGGUCCUGCACGUGCUCGCCGGGCCGCCGAGCAAGCUCGUCAAGGGCCUCGCUGUCGAAGGGAAGCCAAACUACCCGAAGAUCCAAAAGCGGGACGGCGCCUACGAGCGCUCGCUCCUCCUCUACCAGGUCUCCGGCCCGCCGACGCGGCUGGUUUACCCGCCCGGCUGCCCGGCUCCCGAGCCGGAGGACGAAGCCGCCUUGGAGGCGGCCGCGAGCGCCGCGAGCGCUGCCGUCAGCGCCGAGCUCGACAAGGCAGCUUGGCCGACGGCGACGCGCCAGAUGGUUGCGCUGUGGUGGGCGCGCGCGGCUCGGCCUCACGCGAGCGCCGAGGCUCAGCUCCGCGUGGCGCGCGGGCUGUUUGAGCGCGGGCGGUUCGAGAACGUGCCCGGAGAGUUCGCGCAGUGCUCGCUCGUGCAGCAGCUCCGAGACGUGCUCGUGUCGCUUGACCCCAAGGUCGAGAUCGCGUCGGCAGUCGGCCCAGGCGGCCAGUCGGUGGAGCCGCCCCUGUUUGUGUACGCCUCGGAGCAGGUCUCCUUUGACGUGCUGCCGCCCUUGCCGCGCAAGCAGAAGCCCGUCCCCGCUCAGCUCCCGGGCGCGGCGGGCGUGGAGAAGAAGCUGCGCCUCUUCCUGACCAAGUGCUCGGAGUCGUCCGCAGUGUGGGGCGUGCAGGCCGCAGAGGACAUCCGGCAAGACGAUUUUGUGUGCGAGUACGUCGGCGAGCUCAUCAGCCCCGAGGAGGAGGGGCGCCGGACGCGGCUGCACGAGCGCGUCGGCGACUACGUCUUUGAGCGCGGCUCCGCCUCGAGCGAUCAGUUCGUCGACGGAUUCGCCGUGCGGAACGUCGGCGCCUUCAUCAACUUUCGGUGCGACCCCAACCUCGUGGUGAGGCCGCUCAAGUCCUACUUCGACCCGGACGGCCGCUGGUGCCGCUUCGGCUUCUUCGCAAAGAAGGACAUCAAGGAGGGCGACGAGGUCGGCUACCUGCGCGACCCGGGCGCCACGACCCGGAGAAAGUACUCUGAGAAGAAGUGCCUCUGCGGCGCCACCGAGCGAGGCGAGGUCAAGUGCCGCGGCUGGCUGUGA